Molecule: messenger RNA, 1541 nt
Organism: Coccinella septempunctata (seven-spotted ladybird)
Lineage: Eukaryota; Metazoa; Arthropoda; Insecta; Coleoptera; Coccinellidae
Exons: 3
Coding region: 20-1474 (484 amino acids)
Source: RefSeq, a predicted model, not a curated record
GUGCCUUUAACAAACCAAGAUGAAUCCUUACGAAUCGGAUUUCGAGAGAAUCGUCGAUUUUCCCAACAUGGAUGUUGAAGGGGUAGUUUUCGAAAAAGUAGAAAACCGAGAGACAGUCGACGAUCUGAUGUACGUUCGUAGCAGUGCUGAAUUCUCGGAGAUAACACGCAUUUCCGCUGGAUUGGAAACUGUUCGGACUUACUCCGGCAGAAAGGGAAGUAGAUCUUACCGAAACUUCACAACUGAGAGAGAUUCAUGCGAAGCUUAUCUUUCAGCUUCGGAAAAUGUAGUCUACUUCCAGAAGAUGAACGCCCGUAUAGUUUUUCCAGAGCUGUACGAAUGCCACGUUGGAAGAAAGUCCAGAAAGCCUGCAAGCAGAUUUGGAAGCUUCUCCACAAGGGGAGAGAGCAGAUAUUCCAAUUUGAUCAGGGCCAUUAAAAAGAAGCAAGAAUGCGAGUUUUGUGUCAGGAAUGACGAAUGCUAUUGCAAAGAUGAAAAACACGUACUCCUCACAGCACUGGCAAGGGGCUGUGCCAUGUCCAGAGAGUUGCAAAAGCCAAGGCCACUAUUAUUCACAGAUAUAGAUAAACUGGAACGAAGCGUUGGAAAGACCAUAGCUAAUAACAAAGGGGGAUCUAUAACAAGGAAAUAUAAAGAAGAACAUUCAUCCAGCAGAAAUAAAAACGAAACUAAUAAACAUAAGGUCGAAAAAGUGAAAAAAACCUAUGAAGAACUUGAUAGUCACGGCCAGACUGCCAAAAACAAAGGAUAUGAUGGGAAAAACGUUAGAGCAAUGGAUCAAAACAUUAGAGGGCAACGCAAGGCACAAGCAGGAGAAUCUACUGAUAAGGAUCACCAGAUAAGGGACUCCUUGAUUCUACCAAGGAGCAGCAUUAUCAGUAAAGUGGAAUACACUCCACUUAAAGCAACCAAACUUAAAUUCCUCUUUCCUGAGAAUAUCAUUCAGAACGAUGCAGCAGAUGAAAAAGGAUCUCCUGAAGAAGUUGCUGUGUCUUGUGUCUGUGAUGAAACUGAAACACAGAAACAGGAUAAUUUCGAUGAAAAAACUGAUGAUCGAACCUGCAAUUCAAAAUGUUUCAGUAUCGACAAAAACGAAAUCAUUCCUAUCCUCGACAAAUUCAUUGAGGAAAUCGAACGCAUAAAAUUGAAGUGCCGUUGCAAACCCAGAAAAGUGUGCUUCAUGCAGGAUUCUUGUACUCAAACUAGCGAAGCAAAUGGUAUGUUCAGCGAGCUCUGUGUUGAUUGUUUUCCAAUUGAGCUCACAGAUCCGAACCCCUUCAAGUUCAAGCAACAGGAUCGCAAGAACGACAACAAACAUAUUUAUCGAUAUCUCAGUUUCAAAAGGCGACAAAUGGAACUUUUAGAAGAUUCUUUCGUGUUGCAAUUCGAUAGCCACGAUGAGAAGUGCUUAAGAGAGGCUUUUUUUCGUUUUUCAUCACAGUCUUGCAGUUGAUUGUUGUUAAUUUAGUUGUUAUGCCCGGUCAUGUUGUGAGUUGUGUCGAAUAAAGUUUUGAAAUUAA